AAAAAAAAAAAAUCAUAGGAAAAUGUUUUAAAUUGCACUACACAUUAUGGUAAACAGAUGAGACUGCUAUGGUACAGCAAUCAGCCUGGGUACUCUGGCCAUCCAGGCUGAGGAAAUCACCAUGUUGGGCCUUUGCAGAGCCCACUGUACCACAGCACUCCAGCGGGGGAGCUCUAUACCAGGAAACAGUUAAAAAGUAGGAGGUAGCAAUAUGGGGAAGACCCUGGUGGUUACUUACCCAACAGCCAUUUCUCCCCUCCACCCAGCUAACACCCUUGAUCUUGUUCAGGUAUGCACUGGCUUUAGAGGAGGGAGGCCCCAGCCCCAGUCCCAGCUUCAGUAGUCAUGAUUGGUCUGAGCUAGAUUUGGUGGGCCCAUUCUCCUUGCCAGUUACAGGUUUAGUCACAGGCAUGUGAUCAAAGUCUGACCAAGGAGACAGGGUGAGAAGUCUAUUCAGAGACUUUUGGGAAAGAUUUUCAUCACACUUAAAUAAAAAGGACUUUGCAGAAAAACAUUCCCUCAUCUGCAGCUAGAUACUGUCAUAUCUGUGUGGCAUUCCUGGAAUUGUGGAACUGUGAGGGGGGUUUCCUGGAGUGGAAGAGGGGAAAGUGGAGGAAACCUGUUCCUUGAUAGCAUUGUUGAGCUAUUAAAUUAACCAAUUCUGUAACCUAUCUAGAAAACCCACUAUGGACCAAGCUCUUUAACACAGAUUAUCUCUUUGAACCCCCACAUUAGUCCUCUGAGAGUAGGUAUUAAUAUCCCUUUGCUAUGGAUGAGCAAAUUGAGGCUAUGAAAACUGAGGUCAUUGGUCCCAUGUAACAAGGCUGAGAUUUGAAGCAGUAAGACUCAAACUAAGGUUGCCCUGACUCCACAAUCCACCUUUUCUUUCACUAAAGUCGAAAACAUCACUGAAGCACCCUGAAAUGCACAGAUAUGCUGAAAGAAAACAAAGCUGACAAAAGGUGAUAUUAAGCCCACCCCCUCAGCCACCCAAAUUUUAUCACUGCUUCCAAAACAUUAGACAGAUCAGGGAGGAAUAGUGAUUUUUCUAUCCAGUGCUAACUUUAGCCAGGAAUCUAUGUGUUAAGGAGGUAGGUUUCCUGGAGAGUCUGAUGCAAAUAGUCCUUGAUCCACAAUGUCAGAAGCAAAGCCGUUUAAUCAAUAUAAUCCACCUACAUGCGGGGCUGUCUAUUAACUCUGCCACUUGGUCAAAUGAUUUAAACCCAUCUCCAAGCCCCUGUGUCCUAUAAAAUGUGUAAUUCCAGCAUUGUUUUGAAAGAUUCCAUGUGAUAAAGCCUGCAGAGCGCUUAGAACAGUACAGGGCACUUAAGCCCUCAAUAUAUUAUGUCAUCAUGAGUAUGAGUAUUCUAAGAAAGAAUACAAUGGUCUACUUGGAAAUAUAUCCCAAAAAAGUAAUGACUGAUGGAUAUAGAUGUAUUGUGAUAAGGUAUAGUAAAAUAUUAAUGUGAAAAUAGUAAAAAAAUAUUAAAGGGAAAAUGUUCACUGUAAAAUUCUUUCAACUUUCUUUGUUUGAAAAUGUUCAUAAUCCAAUGUUGGGGGGAAAAAUAGUGCAUUGGGGUUGCGCUUUGGGAAGGAAAGCUUGUUUUUGUUUUUAAUAAAAAGGUAUAAAAAGAAAAAUGGGCGAGAUCUUCUCAACUCUGUCCCGCCUUCGGGCUGUGGGCCUUUAGCAACGCUGCUUAAAUGAAAUCAUAGAGAACCGCUUGCGAAAUACCAAAUCCUCGAGAGCGAGGCCCAAGGCUGCCAAACCCUUGCAAGGGACAGGGACGCGCUCCAAGUUCCCCCAUCCCGCGUCGGUGCCGAGGAGGUGGGGCUGGAGCGAACCCGGGCGGAAACACCGUUCAGCCGUUACCAGGAGACUCCGGACCGGCUGUAGCCGCCUUGCGCCGCGUGUAAAUAUUUUUUGGCAGGGCGGGGGAGAGAAGCGUCAAAUUUCAAAAAAAAAAAAAAAAAAAACCCAAACCCCACCGCCCCGACGGGCGGGCGGGCGCGCGCGAUGGGCGCACUUUGGCUGCGGGAGCGAGUGGAGGAUGCUGGGAAGGAGGUAAAAUGGCCACCGGCGGCGGCGCCGAGGAGGAGAGGAAGCGGGGGCGGCCGCAGCUCCUGCCCGCCACGCGCCCAGCAACACGGGCAGAGGAGGCCGAGGUCGGCCGCGAGAAGAUGGGCUGGGCCCAGGUGGUGAAGAAUCUGGCCGAGAAGAAGGGCGAGUUCCGCGAGUCACGGCCGCCGCGACGGGAAGAGGAAAGCGGCAGCGGCGCAGGCGGUGGACUCGGCGCCCCCGCAGGCCUGGCGACGCCGGGUCUUAAUGACUUUCCCCCCGCGGGCCGCGGAGAUCCAAAGGGCCGCCGGAGAGACCCGGCUGGCGAAGCGGCGGACGCCCGCAAAAAGAAGGGCGCAGCGGAGGUGGGCAAGAGGAAGAAGGCAGAGACUGCGGCCAUGGCGACCCCAGGCAGGUCCGGCGCAGCAGAGGACGAGGCCGAGCGGCCCCCCCAGGAUGAACCGGCGGCGGCGGUGGGCCCCGCGGCAGGUCCGGGCAAGGGCCGCUUCCUCGUGCGCAUCUGUUUCCAGGGAGACGAGGGCGCUUGCCCGACCCGGGACUUCGUGGUGGGCGCGCUCAUCUUGCGCUCCAUCGGCAUGGACCCGAGCGACAUCUAUGCGGUCAUCCAGAUCCCGGGCAGCCGGGAGUUCGACGUGAGCUUCCGCUCAGCGGAGAAACUGGCCCUGUUCCUGCGCGUCUACGAGGAGAAGCGCGAGCAGGAAGACUGCUGGGAGAACUUUGUGGUGCUGGGGCGGAGCAAGUCCAGCUUGAAGACGCUCUUCAUCCUCUUCCGGAACGAGACCGUGGAUGUGGAGGACAUCGUGACCUGGCUGAAGCGCCACUGCGAUGUACUGGCCGUGCCCGUAAAAGUAACCGACAGGUUUGGGAUCUGGACCGGGGAGUACAAGUGCGAGAUCGAGCUGCGCCAGGGAGAGGGCGGGGUCAGGCACCUGCCAGGAGCCUUCUUUCUGGGGGCCGAGCGGGGCUACAGCUGGUACAAGGGGCAGCCCAAGACGUGCUUUAAAUGUGGUUCCAGGACCCACAUGAGCGGCAGCUGCACGCAGGACAGGUGCUUCAGGUGCGGAGAGGAGGGGCACCUGAGCCCUUACUGCCGGAAAGGCAUCGUAUGCAACCUCUGUGGCAAGCGAGGACAUGCCUUUGCCCAGUGUCCCAAAGCAGUUCACAAUUCCGUGGCAGCUCAGCUAACCGGCGUGGCCGGGCACUGAACACCCGCCUGCCUGCCAAGGUGAACACAGAGCCAGCUUACCCCUCUUAAGUGCCAAAACUUUUUCUAAAUCUUUUUUUUACAUCGCGUUUGAAGGAGAUCUUUCUAAACCUACAAAAAGACAUCUCUCUCUGCCUUCUUAAACCGAGUUUACUCCAUUUCAGCCUUUUCUGAAUCGGUGACUCUUCGUCAUCAGUACCGACUACCGAGACUGUAGUGUGCAGAUGUGUCGCCCCUCCCUUUUCAAACUUUGGUUUCAUUUCUGUGGGGGAUUUGUGUGUGUGUUUGUUUGUUUGUUACGCCCCACACCUUGUCUUCUAGGGUUUUUACCCUUUUAGGCUGCCUUGGGCUGCCUUGCUCAUCUUUGUGACCCAGCACUAGGCACGGGGCCCAGCACAUAAUAAGCACUCCAUCAGUGUUUUGUUGACUUGAGAACGUUGUUGACUGUGGCUUUCUUAAUUUGCUGCUUCUAAUCUGUAUGGUCUGAGAAUUUGUAAAACCAGUGUUGUUAGAAGUAUAUAUAAUCUGAAUCAAUAAGCUCUGAAUGGUGGCCAAGGGCCUGUCUUAGGCAUUAAAACGCGUGGACUUUGUGAUAGCUCUUUCGGUGGCUCAGAAGCCAUUUUUCAUAGAAUAGAAUUUUCCUAUUGGAAAGGACCCCAAAAUUGGUUUCGACCAAUCCCCUGGUUUUCCAACAGUGAAACAGGCCCAGGGAGGUUAAAGGACUGGGUCAAAAUUACAUGUCUGGUGCCAGAGCUAGCCUAGGGUAGAGUUCCCUGACCCCAAGCCCGGUGCGCAUUCCACUACCUCUCACACUUCACAACAAUUUCCUCAGCACGUCAGGGCCCAGAAAGUCUGAUCUCGCCAGAAAAAUGAGCCCAGAGGAAUGCUAAGAAAUCAUCUGGGGGAGGAAGCAGAAGAUUUAGCAGGGGCUUCUGAAUUCUUGGAGAUGGAGAAAGGGACAAAGGAACGUAAUUCAGGGUGCAUUCAUUGCCCCCUGGGGUACUAUAUCUGGAUUAAGGUGUACGUGGUCCUUUGGGGCCUUACCCUUCCUCAUUCAUUGCCAACAGUGAGAAAUGGGGGUGCUCCUGUUUAAGGAAACCUACCAAAGGUUUACAUUUGCACCUGAGCCUCAAUAGCUAGAAACCCCAGAGAAGCAGCUAAAUGGAGCUCAUCUGCAACCUCAUAACUCGCAGAAGACGAUUUUAACCCGGAAUUAUAAGUGAGUUGUUAACUCUUUAACAAGUACUUGGGAAAUAGUCCAAGCAAGAGGACAUUGGGUCAACUAAGUGUUAACAAGUUAAAGUAGAAAAGAGAAUACACUACUUUUCUUUUAGUUUUUGUCUUACGUUUGUUUGCAUUAUUUUGCUAUUUCCUUGUGGUUUAGAAUGUAAAACUCAUUGUUAAAAAUUUUGUUCUAAAUAAAUAUUUAUCUUUUGUAUUGCUAA
This is a messenger RNA of Hipposideros armiger (great roundleaf bat), 4726 nucleotides long. It is a transcript of the gene ZCCHC3, whose product is annotated as zinc finger CCHC-type containing 3. The record is from RefSeq and is a predicted model, not a curated record. Gene Ontology annotation, molecular function: zinc ion binding; RNA binding; double-stranded DNA binding. NCBI's taxonomy places the organism in Eukaryota, Metazoa, Chordata, Mammalia, Chiroptera, Hipposideridae. The transcript has a single exon. Bases 2068 to 3282 code for a protein of 404 amino acids. Gene Ontology annotation, cellular component: cytoplasm. Gene Ontology annotation, biological process: detection of virus; cellular response to exogenous dsRNA; positive regulation of type I interferon production.